GUUGAACAUGUAUUUAUGAACAAAAGAUUCUCUGCCAUGUAGCUCAGGAUGUGACGCCCCCAUCUUCCCUGCUACUAUAAAUAGCACGGAGCCGUGAUUCCCGUCAUUCUUCGAGAUCUCACCCCCGCCCCCUGAAUCUUCCACAGAGACUUCAAAAGGCGCAAGGGGGGCACUCGAGCGGAAAAGGUGUGUGACGAUGGCAUGAACCACAUAGACACCAUCAGGUAGGCAUCUUCUCCCCUUCUGUAUACAUCCUUCCUUCGUCACACCCACGCUUUCUCCCUGUGUCCUCUUCUUCCCUCCCACUCUUCCUCUCUCUUACACUGUCUUCCCUUCCCGGCUGGUCUUUUUCCUACUUCUGCUGCUGCUGCUGCUGGUGUCGGAGCGUCAGCAGCGUCGUCAGCAGCGUGUGCAUGCGCCGGUGGGGGGUUUCUUGCAGCUUCAGGGGAAGGCGUAUCGGAAGGAGUUUUCUCCACGUUCCUCGCGGUGGGCUCAGUCGGCCGGGGUUUGUCUGUCCGUCUCCAGGAUGAAGCUGUGCUUGAGCACGAGGUAGAACAAAGCAGUAACUCUGCAGGCCAGACUUAGGCGGUCUCCUUUGGGACAGUAACACGCGGUCAGCUCCUUGUGGUCGAGCCCUAUGAACACAUGACAGGGAAGGAACACAGACAAACCAUGAAAAAGAUAUACAUUGGCAAAACCGCCUUAAAAGUGCCCCGAAAUGGCGGCAAACACCUGAAAAAGAGCUCAUUGCUGGAGCAGAAAGAAGACCUGCGGAAGCGACUUUCCUACACCACGCACAAGCUGGAGCUGCUGCAGAGCGAGUUCGACGCCACGCGUCAGUACCUGGAGACCGAGCUGCGCCGCGCUCAGGAGGAACUGGACAAGUUUACCGAUAAACUGCGCCGGAUCCAAAGCAGCUACUCUGCACUGCAGAGGAUCAACCAAGAUCUGGAGGAGAAGAUUCACAGAGAUUCGCAGCACCACGAGGACGAAAAGCGAGCCCUGAGCCGAGAGAUCAUCGUCCUCAACAACCACCUGAUGGAGGCCAAGCUCACCAUCGACAAGCUGCAAGAGGACAAUGAUGUCUACAGGAAGGAUUGCAACCUUGCUGCUCAGCUUCUCCAGUGCAACAAGUCUCUUUACAGGGCCGAGCUCGCUGAGCUCCCGACUGACUUUCAGGAGCGACUGACUAUGCAGAUGGAAGAGUCUCCGCUCUGCCGCACGUACUCGGACUCCGUCCCGGCCUCGCUCAUCGGGCAGGUGCUGCCGAAGCCCGACGAGGCGUGCAGCAGCAGCCAGGCCUCACGCUCCCCCAGCCCGCGAACCCCCGAGCACGCUUUCAUUCUGGAGACCUUGGCCCAAGGGGAGCGCCUGGGUCUGCGUGCGGCCUACAAGUCCGACCUGUACAGCAGCGACACGGCCCUUUACUGCCCCGACGACCGGCACCGGGAGCGCAGGCCCAGCAUGGACCUUCACGGCCAGAGGAAGCUCCUCUACGAACCGCAGAAUUCCACCGACAGCAACCCGGAGGAGUGCUCCGUGGGCUUGAGAACCGGUUUCGCUCAAGAGCACUUUGCCGAGUUCCCUCCCUUGGUGGUGGGCUCCAGCUCCUACUCCAGCUUCAGCGGAGGGGGCUCCGAGGAAAAAGCCAACGGGCCGCCGAGCAGCGGCGCUUCUUCCCCGCGUCAUCACACCCUCUACAUGGACUGGAGGGACGCGGGGGACUACGAGAGGAAGAGCGACUCGUCCUGGGAGAGAGAUAGUCCCCGAGGGUUCGGUAACAAUCAUCCCUUCCAGCAGACGGAGAUGAUCCACCAGCAGAACAGCAGCUCACCCGUGUACAGCCGCACCAUGUCCUCCUGUUUCAGCGAGCCCUACGAGCCCCUGCCUCCGUCGUCCUCCCCGAGCGUCGCUUACGGAGACAGCCGCCGUGGCAGCACCUUGGCCCCCGAGGAGGAGGAGCUCAUCGGAAGAUGGCGGCAGCUGAGCGCCGAGGACUUGAGCUCUCACUCCUACCGCAGUCCCGGCCGGGCUUCGCCGUACAGCUUCUCCGAGCAGCACUUCUCCGUGAGGCCCGCCAAGAUCCGCCUGGGGCCGCUCUACAGCAGCUUCCAGGAGGGUGCAGACUACUACCACCAGCAGGGGGCCGGCGUCAUGCAGGAUCCGGUUUGGGUGGCCGCGAGUCCAGAGUGCAGCCCGGUGCUCCGCCAGGCUCACAGCCAAGCCCACUUGUACGACGAUGGCCAAGGCUCCGAGCGCAGCCUCUACCACUCGGGCAACUCCAAAGACCGAGAGGGUAAUGAGGCAUCUGGAGGCCAAAGUGUCGAUUACGGGGACCAAAGCCCCAACAGCUCCACCGAAUCCCUCAACCGCCGGUCCCUGGAGAUGGCGGCGGACCUUCAGCACUUCCAGGCGGAGAUGCACAACCUGUCCACCCAGGUGAACCCAUCUUCCCCGCCGCCGGCGCCGCCCCCUCCUCCGCCGUACCACCAAAAAUUUGGCUCUCUGGGGCUUACCCGGAAAGACAGUCUGACCAAGGCGCAGUUGUACGGAACACUCCUCAACUGAAGAACCUUACAGAACAACGGGAAUCGAAGCCACAGAACUGUAUGUGUUGUGAACAUGUGACUCGUGAGGGAAGUAAGUCAUGUCAGUGAGAGACCAAUAUACAUUUGUAACAAAAAGGUGCGCAGUUGGGACCUUGACUUACGAGUUUUCCGAGUCGACGGCAGGUUGACGCUCAAAAAUACAAAAUGAAAACAGGGAAAAAUACUCGACACUCAACUAACUGCAUGGUUGAAUGGCUAACUGGAGCUAGAGUCCGAGCUCCUGACAUCACUAACUAGGCGGCGACCCUUCAAGGCAACACGUGAAUACUAGUGUCUGAGUGACUUCGUGCUUGAUUACCGUAAUUCCCGGGCUAUAGAGCGCACCUGGUGGUAAGCCUCACCCGGUACAUUUGUAAAGGAAAUACUAUUUGGUACAGACAUACGCCGCAGCUGUGGAAAAGCCGCAAGUGCCCACAUUGAAACACGAGAUUUCUACAGAGAAAGACGGUACACAGAGUUUAACGCUCGCGCCGCCACGCUAACUCUUACGUUAACACUAGUUACGCGCUAGCAGGGCCAGUUAAAAAAAAAAAAAACAUACAAAAAUCACUGAGAUACAGCAGUAACAUGCUAGCGCAGCACGAACAGGGCUGGGCCGGUAAAAGUCACUUCCUCUGCACAUAUAUUCCACUGAUCUCGCUCUUACCUUUUCCGCUCGAGUGCCCCCUUGCGACCGUUAGCAAAAAUACACAAAUUAGCCGCAUCGCCGCAUAAACGGCAGGGUUGAAAGCGUGUGGAAAAAAGUCGCGGCUUAUAGGCCGGAAACUACGGUACAUAUUAUUAAACAAGCUCAUUUCUUGAAAGUUUUUUAAUUCCUUUUGUUACAAUACAGGACUAUUUUUCUUUAUUUAGCUUUUUAGGGAAGGGCUGGAACAAAUUGAUGCCCUUUCAAUUCAUUUCAAAGGGGAAGACCGAUUUGAUGUCGAGCACAAGCGGCGUUGCGGAAUAAAUGCUCUUAAGUCAAGGUGCCACUGUAUGUAUUUAUUGUUUACUUAUGACUGGAAAAUGACAGAUAUUUUUGUAUGUAGCGCUUCAAGUGACAGAUUUUGAGUAAACCUGGAACUUGUACAUACAUGAAUUAACAGCAGCCUGUUUUCAAACGCACUCCCUUAACUUGAUGCCUGUACUAACAGCAUUGGCCUUGUGCGACAUUCACAGCGAAUUAACAAAUACAACAAAAAGUGACAAAUAGGUGAGUUUUCCUUUUCUUUAUUAUUAUUUUUUUUUUUUUUGGAUUGAAUUUGACAGUAUCGGUUGAUGUUUUAUAUUGUUACUGAUUGAAUGUUUUGACACGUGCACAUCUGUCUCAGCAGUUUGUACUAAUUCUUCUCUUCAUAUACAGACGCAAAAUACCUGCAACCCCCCCAAACUUGUCCUCCCCCCUUUUUUUUCCCCUUUUCUACCUCAGAUUUGAAUGCCCAGACCCCCACCCAAGAAAAUAUAACCUUUAUUCCUUUUAUUAACUGUGCAUGUUUAAAUAUUUUUGGUUGUUUAUGGGCCCCAAUAAAAGCACAA
Syngnathoides biaculeatus (alligator pipefish) is the source of this 4124-nucleotide messenger RNA. RefSeq lists its product as uncharacterized. NCBI's taxonomy places the organism in Eukaryota, Metazoa, Chordata, Actinopteri, Syngnathiformes, Syngnathidae. The record is from RefSeq and is a predicted model, not a curated record. Gene Ontology annotation, cellular component: synapse. The transcript has 10 exons. Bases 646 to 2568 code for a protein of 640 amino acids.